CACUCGUGGUCCGUCGUCGGAAGUGACGCUAUAUUUGCCGUUUUGUACAUCGUUUCCCCAUCUCUCGCGGCGAUGGGAGACGACGGCGGCCAUGCGUCGGCGGGGAGGUGGGGCUUCGGGGCCAACGCCCUACUAGCUGGUAUUUCUGCCUCCAGCAUCCGCGCCGUCCUCAACGUAGUGAUGUCCGAAGUACGGGAGGAUGGACCCCUCCCGGUCCUCCCCCUAGCCCAUGGCGACCCCGCAUGUUUUUCCUGCUUCCGCACCACCUCCGUCGCCGAGGAGGCCAUCGUGGACGCCGUCCGAUCCGGCAACUUCAAUAGCUACGCCUCCACCCAGGGGAUUGUUCCCGCAAGAUGUGCUAUUGCGAAGUACCUUUCCCGGGAUCUUCCACACAAGUUGUCCCCGGAUGACAUCUUCGUCACCGCCGGCUGCGCGCAGGCAAUCGAGAUAGUGAUCUCCGCUCUCGCCAGCCCUGGGGCGAAUAUACUGCUACCUAGGCCUGGGUACCCCUUUUACGAGGCUCGAUCGGCAUUUAGUGGCUUGGAGGCUCGUCAUUUUGACCUUUUGCCGGACAAGGGCUGGGAGAUUGAUCUUGAAGCUGUGGAAGCCCUAGCAGACGAGAACACUGUUGCUAUAGUCCUCGUCAACCCUAGUAACCCCUGUGGGAAUGUUUUCUCCCAUCAGCACUUGGCAAAGGUAGCCGAGACAGCAAAGAAACUUGGCAUAUUGGUUAUAGCUGAUGAAGUGUAUGGUCAUUUGACCUUUGGGAAUGUCCCUUUCACUCCCAUGGCUGUCUUUGGGAAGAUUGUUCCAGUCCUUACUUUGGGGUCUAUAUCCAAGAGAUGGGUGGUGCCUGGUUGGCGUCUUGGUUGGAUUGCAAAAUGCGGUCCGGAUGGUGUUUUUGAACAGAAUAAGUUCGAUGACAAUGUUAGAGUUCUGUUGAACAUCACCACAGAUCCAGCAACGUUUAUUCAGAGCGCGAUUCCUACUAUCCUUGAGAAUACAGAGAAUGAAUUCUUUCAGAAAACGGUUGAUAUAUUGAAGAAAGCAGCAGAUAUAUGUUAUGACAAAUUGAAGGAAAUUGAUUGCAUCACAUGCCCUCACAAACCAGAAGGCUCAAUGUUUGUAAUGGUUAAGUUGAAUGUAUCCCAUUUGGAGGAUAUCCAUGAUGACACUGAGUUCUGUAGCAUGCUUGCCAAAGAGGAGUCAGUCAUAGUACUGCCUGGAGUAUCACUGGGCUUGAAGAACUGGCUGCGUGUGACCUUCGCCAUAGAGCCAUCUUCUCUCGAAGAGGCUCUUGGAAGGCUCAAAUCCUUCUGCAACAGGCAUGCUAAGCAAAGCAAAUGAGUUUCUAGUUUACUUGGAUCGCAAUCUCUGACUCUACAUUCGACAAAAUUUAGUAACAAGGUAGCUUGAGCACGCAAAAUUUAUCUGCAAAUUUAUCUUCAUUUGGCGUUCAAUUUAGGACUCAAUAGUCAACUCUUCUGUUGGCUGUAGUACUCAAUUGCUACUUGGAAGUUUUUAUGAUAAGAAUAAUAAAACGUUGUGUGA
Messenger RNA from Zingiber officinale, 1551 nucleotides. Its product is annotated as nicotianamine aminotransferase 1-like. Gene Ontology annotation, molecular function: pyridoxal phosphate binding; transaminase activity. Gene Ontology annotation, biological process: amino acid metabolic process; biosynthetic process. NCBI's taxonomy places the organism in Eukaryota, Viridiplantae, Streptophyta, Magnoliopsida, Zingiberales, Zingiberaceae. The record is from RefSeq and is a predicted model, not a curated record. Bases 73 to 1347 code for a protein of 424 amino acids. The transcript is spliced from 7 exons.